GGAGAUUGAAGAAGCCAAGGAGGAUCUUCGUGGAAAGGGCGUCACGGUGGACUAAAGAGCGAUAUACAGGGGGUUGUCUUGCGACGGGCUAGGCUACGAUGUGAAGCCUUAAGCUUGUGCAUGGCACACAAGAAACACGCGAUACUGUCUUGAGAAGAGGCAGUAGAUGCCUGUGCCUUGCUUCGACCUUGCUCCGGUUUGUAUAUAGUCUAUAGAGCAGCUCGUUGAGGCUUCCUCCUGUGUAGCAGCAGCAGCAGCAGCAGCAAUCAGACCCAACACCCAAAAGACGCACAACCAAAACCCCUGCAUGCUUAAGCUUGAAUCUCUCCUUAUCCUCUAAAUCAGCUCAUCUCUCUCAUUGCUCAGCUCCCUCUUGACUCUUGCUCAACUACAAACCAGCUAUGACACUCUCUCAACCCAUCGAUAUCGGCAUCAUCGGUAUGGGCGACAUGGGCAAGAUGUAUGCCCGUCGACUCGCAGCAGCAGGCCAUCAAGUAUACGCCUGUGACAUCCCCUCAAAGCACUCCAUUCUUCAACAAGAAUUCUCAAAAGACCACGGCAUCACCAUUGUUCAAGAUGGUCAUGCAGUGAGUCGACGAAGCGAUUGGAUCUUGUAUAGCGUUGAAGCCGCUGUCAUUGAACGCGUCGUAGCGCAAUAUGGACCGAGUACAAAAGUGGGCGCUAUUGUAGGCGGUCAGACGAGUUGUAAAGCACCAGAGAUGAAGGCUUUUGAACGCUACUUGCCACCGGAUGUCGAGAUCGUCUCGUGUCAUUCACUACAUGGACCAGGUGUUGAUCCAGAAGGUCAGCCACUCGUUGUGAUACAACACAGGGCAACGGAUGCUUCUCGCGAUCAAAUCGAAGCAGUCUUGUCGUGCUUCAAGAGUAAAAUGGUCAGGUUAUCUGCUGCUGAGCAUGAUCGUAUCACAGCCGACACACAAGCCGUCACACACGCCGCCUUUCUAUCCAUGGGCGUUGCAUGGCGCAAGAAUGAUCAGUUCCCUUGGGAAGUCACGCGAUGGUUGGGUGGAAUUGAGAAUGUCAAGGUGAACAUCACAUUACGCAUCCUAUCGAAUAAAUGGCACGUCUAUGCUGGAUUGGCCAUCUUGAAUCCUGCUGCGAGGGAACAGAUUCGGCAGUAUGCGACGUCUGUGACGGAGUUGUUCAAAUUGAUGCUAGAGGGGAACCAGGCUGCUUUUGAGAAGCGAAUUAGAGAAGCUGGACGUGCUGUGUUUGGAGCGUUACAAACGACGCAUGAAGCACUCCUGUUGCAAGACGACGUGCUUGAUCGAUUCUCAUUGGGAUCCACGCCAAAGGAGCAGCAUAUGCCGAAUUCACACCUCUCACUGCUAGCCAUGGUGGAUUGCUGGCACAAGAUGGGCAUUGUCCCUUAUGACCACAUGAUUUGUUCAACACCACUAUUCCGACUCUGGUUGGGUGUGACGGAGUAUCUCUUCCGUCAACCAGCCCUCCUCUCGGAAACGAUCCAUGCUGCACUGCAUGAUAACCAAUUUCGAUCGGAUGAUUUGGAAUUCACCUUUGCGGCGCGUGGGUGGAGUGAUAUCGUCUCAUACGAGGACUUUGAUUCGUAUGAGAAACGGUUUCUUGACGUGCAAGACUACUUCCGACCACGAUUUGCAGAAGCGACAAAACUUGGCAAUGAAAUGAUUCGUACAAUCUUUGAAAAGACGCAACAACAGGGCUAGGCCUCUUCUGCAAGGAUGUCUGGAUGAGCGAGCCAAAAGUCGUCUUGAAUGAUGUCUACGUGACAUUCGCUCAAGCCUGCUUUCCGCCGCUUGUCGAGAGCUUUGUUGGACAUGGCGUGGGUAUUUGAAUCAGAGAACAAGACUGUGCCCUUUCUGCAGAUUGCAUCCUCGUUAUUGUAGUUGAUGCCAUACUCUUUAAAGAGAAUCUCAUUCUUGUCCUUGGCAA
Protomyces lactucae-debilis is the source of this 1932-nucleotide messenger RNA. RefSeq lists its product as uncharacterized. The transcript has a single exon. Lineage: Eukaryota; Fungi; Ascomycota; Taphrinomycetes; Taphrinales; Protomycetaceae. Gene Ontology annotation, molecular function: NAD+ binding; prephenate dehydrogenase (NADP+) activity; prephenate dehydrogenase (NAD+) activity. Bases 402 to 1706 code for a protein of 434 amino acids. Gene Ontology annotation, biological process: L-tyrosine biosynthetic process. The record is from RefSeq and is a predicted model, not a curated record.